Messenger RNA from Symbiodinium pilosum, 4923 nucleotides. NCBI's taxonomy places the organism in Eukaryota, Dinophyceae, Suessiales, Symbiodiniaceae. The record is from the annotation of a GenBank genome assembly.
AUGAAAUCAGCUGCCCUGGAUAUUUGCGAAGCACUGGGCAGCGUGUGCAGUGCACGUGAGCUUGACGACGACCUUUCCGAGGGUAUUGUUCAGUGUGCAACCUGCCCAACUGACACCGUACGGCAACGUACAGUUCAGGCACUAGGUGUGGUUUCUGACCCUGCGAUACCCAACAAAGUCCUGCCCAAGCUUUUGGAGGAUUCCAGCCUUUUGGUUUCCAAGAUGGCUGUGGCACUUGCCGGCAAAAUCGGGGCACCUGCGGCCACUCAUGCAGCAGCAGUGGCAAGGCAUCUGACAAGCUUCGACCCAGAUCUCAGGAAAAUAGCAGCACAGUCCUUGGGACAGCUGGGUCGAUUGCCGCCUAGCACUGCCAAAGACAUUGCUGCUACCUUCAAGUCAGAGAAGAGGGAAGAGGUUCGCAUCCUCUUAAUCCAGGCCUUGGGGACACAAGGACCGCAAGCCAGUCCGUUUGCCCAGCUGUUCCACACGAGCUUGAAGGAAUCGUCUGUGACAAUGCGGUGUGCAUGCAUCCAUGCUUUGGGAUGCAUUGGCGAAGAUGCAGGCGACCACGCACCGGCGAUUGCAUCGCUGGCCCUGACCGACGCAGACGAGAGCGUUCGGCAGCAGGCUGUUCAGGCCUUGGGUCAACUUGGACGACCAGGAAUCUUUGCCCUGGUGGCACGUCUGGAGGAUCAAGAUGCAGCCAACCGUCAGCAUGUGCUAGAGGCCUUUCAGGUCCUUUGCAAGCUGCCGGUAACGCAGGAAGCUGGCCCAGCAGUGAUGCGGGCUUUGAAGGACGGCUUGUCACAAGUGCGGGGUGCUGCAUGCAUGACGUUGGCGAUGCUGGCGGCUGCGCAAGUAGAGCAGGAAUCUCAAGAAGGGUCUUCGUCAGAGAAGGCUGAAGAGGAGGACAAGCUGUACCAGCUGAAAGUCGAGAGCGGCUUAGUGCGCAGGAGAGGCACCGACCAGGCGAUGCUGGUGGCAAACAAGCUUGCGGGCCUACUCGAAGAAGAUGAUAGCCCUGAGGUGCAAGCUGGCGCUCUUCAUGGCUUGAGAGCGUUGGGACCAAGCUUUGCAGCCCCCCAUGCGCAGAUCCUCGCUGGAUUUGCUGGUGCAAGCUCUUCAGACUUUAGACAGACUGUUCUGUCCACACUCGGAGGCUUGCAGGAAGCAGCGCUGCCAUUUGUGGACCUGCUGGUCUCCCAUCUUGGACUGGAAGGGAAUGGAAAUGAGGCGGAUGUCGAGGUCCAAACUGCAGCAGCAGCCGCACUUGCAAAUCUGGGUACGCUAGCCAUGGCAGCUGCCCCAUCGCUUGCUCGGCGGCUUUUCAGUGGCAAUUCUACUUCGCAUGGCAGUGACCCGCAGGUCCUGGUCGCAACAGCUUUCCUCGCAGAUGCUUAUGGCGGCCAUUCGCAACAGGGCCGUUGCGCGGAUCCUUACGAUUUCGAGAAGCAAAAUGCAUGCGCCAAGGAAUGGCGUGCGAGAGUUCACGUCACAUGCUCGGGUGUCUGUCCAGAGGACCGGAGGCUGCGGCGCGUGCUCCAUGAUGGCGACAUAGCUGCGGCAGUCUGUGGAUGGGCACAGGGCACCGUGUCUUUCCCGGUCCAACCGAUCACAGACAUCUCAGAGAAUAUGAACACCCAGGGUAUCAGCAAAUCCUCGGAGGUGCUGAAGGAAGUUCUAGGAAACUGCGGCAGCGCUUUGCUGAAUGUUCUUAACUUCCUUGGAUCUUUCAUCCAUCAUUUCUCCCAGCAUCCACCUUCUGUCUUCCAACUUCAAAACAGCAUGGCUAGCGCCAAAACUGAGAAGUUCAGCAUUAAUGGCUGGGAAGAUGGCACAGGCUUCGGCUGCCCACAGACAGAGGGCUCCGGCAUUCAAACUCCAGUCGGAGCGACCAUGCUCACAGAGUGCAUGGAGAAUACAGUGGGCCAGUGCGUCAUCGCGAAGCUGGAAGCAUCCGAUGCAGAAGUUCGACAGGGCGCUGUGGACUUCCUGUAUCACGCCAUGGCCUUGCUGGAAGACGUCGCCGCGCCACAUGCAGUUGUUGUGGCUUGCCGGCUGCGGGACCCGCGUGCUGGUCAGUGCGGGCUUGUGCAAUUCAAUGUUUGUGCAACAUGGGCGGCGCUGCGAUUCCGGCCCACAGUCGUCCUUCGGCGAGCACGCACGGUUCCCAAGGCAUUCCAGAACAAGUCGCCUAAUGUCCUGCGAGCUCAUGCUGUCCCAGAGUAUACAUGUCCAAGUGUCCAAGUCAUCAUGACGUCCAUCGUGUCCAUCCCCGAGUGCAUCCCUCGGCUGGCUUUCAGCGGCGAGGGCAUGCCACAGGCGUUCGGCGCAUUGGAGCACGCGCCGGAAUUCAGUCCAUUCGAGUGUGAUACAGAUCCGGAAGUCCGGCUUUGCUGUGUGGAAGCGCUGGGUCGUUUUGGGGAAGAUGCAAGUGCUUCCGCGGCAUCACUGGCUAAACGCUUGGCAGACGACUCUGAAAUGGUGUGGCAAGAGGCAUUUGAAGCUCUCAGAAAGAUUGGUCCCGCUGGUCCUGCAAAGCUAGCAGAGAGUAUUCAGAGCGCAAGCACGCCUCAGGUGCAACAGCGUGCGGUCGACUUUCUGGGUGCCUUCGGCAAGGCCGCUUCACAAUAUGCACCGAUUGUUGCUGGCCUGCUCGGAUGCGGUGCGGAGAAGUUGGAGAAGUCCGCAGUGAGCACGCUGAAGUCCAUGGGCGCCGAUGGCGCGGCUGCGGUGACGCCGAUCCUAUUGCAUCCAGAGCCGCCCGUUCAUGAUUCCCAAAACAUGUUGGACGAUGAGAUCAAGGCAGCGCAGCUGCAGCGUCGACUGGUUGCAGCUGCUGCGCUCAGGGAGUUGGGUGAGGACAGUUUUGGGCAAGCAACAAUUGUUGCGCAUUGCUUGCAUGAGCAAGAGCCGAAGGUGCGCAAGGAGGCUGUGAUUACGCUGAGAAGUCUCAGCGUGUCAGGGGCGAACGCGCUGGGAGCCCUUCUGGACGAAAACGUCAGGCUGGAUGUCCGAGUCCUUGCCAUAGACACUCUGGGCAAAAUGGGCGAUGCAGCUCGCGAAUGGAUAGCUCCACUAGCAAAGUGCCUGGAGGACAAAGCUCCCGAGGUGCGACGCAGUGCUGCCGUGGCGCUAUGCCUAGCUCUUGGAGAGCUGGCGAGUGCAAACAUGGCGGGCCAAGUGGCUGAGCAUGUUGAGCUGUUGGCUGCCGGCGUUCAUGAUGGAGACGCCUUGGCACGGCGACGGUGCAUCGAAACUUUGGGCAAGCUGGGCACCAGUGCCAGACCCUAUACAGAAGCCUUGGCGCAGAUUUUGGAAGGAAUUGAUAGUUGGAACUGGACGCCAGUGGCCAGCGCACUCGCGGAACUGGGCACUGCAACGUCGAAGCAUGCUGAUAUUCUUGCAGACAGCCUUGCUCAUGACACCCGCUCGGUGCGGUGGAGCGCUGCCAGUGCACUGUCCAAACUUGGGCCAACUGCGAAGGAGACCAUUCCGCCUUUAGUUCAAUUCUUAAAGUCCGAAGAAGUCUCUCUUCGGUGUAUCGGAACGCAGGCGUUAAUGGUCAUUGCGGAGGGGCCCAACAGCCUCGAAGAGUCAUUUCUGCCUUUGCUGUCGGACGCGGACGCUAAAGUGCGAGAGCAUGCAUGCGAAGCUUUGGCGAGAUGUGGAUGUAAGCAGACCAACUUGCUGGUCGAGAAGCUUACAGACGCGGAGCCUUUUGUUCGGCGCGCUGCAGCCACGAGCCUUGGGGAGCUUGGAGAGCCGGCAGCCAAGCACGCAGGUGAUCUGGUCGAGUUGCUUUUGGACUACCACACCACGGUUGCGAUGGCAGCUGCAAAAGCACUGAUUGCGCUUGGGGCAGCCGGUGCUGAAGCGUUAAUGCAGAGGUUGCUCAAGGGAGGCGAGGCGGAAGAGGAGGAAAGGGACGGAGGCGAAGACGUCGAUGCUGAACCCGAAAAUGGCACGCUGGAGAGAAUCAUGCUCGAUGCAAUGCAGGGCGCGCCCGAGCAUAUCAUUGAGCCCUAUGCGGACGUGCUGGUCGUCUUUCUUGCGGCCAACCAGCCUGAGAUUCGACUUGCAGCCUGGGCUUGUCUGUCCAAGGUGUCAGAAACUGCCUUUGAAUUCAUGGUGAAGCGGGCAUCGGACUCGCACAUCGUUGUGCGCAAAGGUGUGGCAGAGGCGAUUGCGUUCCUUCUAUCUGGAAUGGGCGUGGAAAGCACGCCGACAGGCAUGCAAAGGAAGGCAGCAGAGACUUUGGCAGAACAGCUCACAGAUCCAAGCGACGUCGUCAGAUUGCAAGCCUGCGAGGCUUUUCGUCGAAUAGGUGGGCCUUUGGCGGAAGCUCACAUGUCUGACUUGGCACGACGAUUGCAGGAGCACGAUGUGCGGGUGUACAGGUCUGUACUGGACGUUCUCGGCAAUUUGGGGGUUGCAGCUGCUCAGCAUGUUUCGCUGAUUCGAGCGCGGCUUGAGGUACCUGAUGUGAACGUGCGGCGGAGUGCUGCCACAGCGAUGGGCAAAAUGGGCUCGGCCGGAGUCGCGUCGGUUCCCAUGCUGGUGCUUCGGUUGGAGGAGGAUUCUGAUUCUGUGGUGAAGAAAUGUGCUGUGGAGGCGCUGGGAUCGCUGGGAGCUUUCAGCAAGCAGUCCGCGCUGCACAUAGCCAAGACGCAUGCAAAUCGCUUGGCCUCCCAUUUGAUUAUGAAUGAAGUGGCUUGCAUCCGACAAGCAUGUGCUGAAGCUAUAGGGAAGCUUGGCCCGCCUGCCUGCGGAUGUCUUCACGAGCUUGUCCUGGCCUUGGGCGACUCCGACUUGAAGGUGCGGCGGGCAGCAGCUCACGCCCUUGCCGGGCUUGGUGAGGGGUCGGCUACAGAGGCUGUGGCCCUUAUUCGGAGCCUUGAGGACACUGUGGAUCUGGGCUAA